Molecule: messenger RNA, 1680 nt
Organism: Plutella xylostella (diamondback moth)
Lineage: Eukaryota; Metazoa; Arthropoda; Insecta; Lepidoptera; Plutellidae
Product: U-scoloptoxin(19)-Sm1a
Source: RefSeq, a predicted model, not a curated record
GUUGGUGCGUGUGGCCGCUACCAGACGCGAUCCUACCGAGCUGAGCAGCAGACCACAGAGACAUAGCGGUGACAAUGCGUAUCCUACUAGCGCUGACGGUGUCGGUUCUGCUCUUUGCCGCAGUGCACUCCAACCCUAAAGGGAGAAGGUCUACCACCCCACAUGACAUGAGCAUCAUCGAGCUGGAGGAGCCGUGCGUGCGCCAGGGGGGGAUCUGCAUGAGGAAGGAGGACUGCCCCAAGGACUACAUGGUGAACGUGAGGGCCAUACUGUGCCCCCAGCAGCACAGCCUCGGCGUGGAGUGUUGCUAUAAUAAUUGAAGAUCUCCUUUGGCUUAGCCAGACUCCGCCUACGAUAAAAACUAAGUUAUAUCAAGUAAGUUUAUAAAUGUACAAAAUAUAUGAAAAUUAUGUUAUUAUAUUAUAGUUACCAGUAGUACAUAAAAUUUUGUUUAUAAGUAAGUAUAGGUUUUAUAUUGUAAUAUUUUUGGUACUCAUGAGCGAAUGCGCGUUUCUCUCUUAACAAUCAAAAAAAAAUAAUUAUUAUUCGCAGAUUGUAUUUAUUAAGUAUAGAAUAAAUUUAUCAUGUAUUUUCAGUGCUAAAGCUAUAAAAUUUGUAAUGAGGUUUUAAAAACCAUACUUUAUGUGUAUUUGUUUGUUAAUUCUUAUUUAUUUUUAAAAUAAGUAUGUACCCACUAUAAUUUGGCAAAUCUAUUAUUUGAAUUACUCCAGAAUUAUUUAAUGUAAUAUUUAAAAAACCAAAUGAAUAAAUAUCAUAUAUAAAAUCAAGGCAUAAAGUAAACAAGAGUAAACAUUAGAAAAAAAAUAUCCGUUUUUAAAGGUACCUAUAUAAUAUACCUAACCUACACUACUUAUAAUAUAUUUGAUAUGCUCUAGCGCUAUAAAAAUAUAUAUCCUACUCUAAUAUGUAAGUAUAUAGUGUAUCAUUUUUAUUUACAUGUGUAUUUCAUAUACUUACUCACGUGAAAAGAAACAGUUCCACUUAAAAAAUCCGACACUAAAUGGUCUGAAUUUUUUAUACAUUUAAUAAGAAAUUUUAACAAAAUAUUUACGUAUUUACUUGGUAUUAUUCUGGUGAUCUUUUAAAACUUUAAUAUUUCAGACGGCGUAAUGAAGCUAGUCCUUUCCACUUAGGACUAACUUGGUGCUUUUCUGACUGGAAAUUUUUCAUUGCCCGUGAGUGUAGUUUUCAGAAAAUUGCUAGCAUUUUAUAGUCUCUAAUUUCAAUAUUAAAAACUCAAGUAAGUAAUACGAAAUUAAGUUUUCUAAACAUAAAAAAUAUAUUAUUUAUUAUAUAAAUAUAGUGUUAUUAUUAAUAUUGAAUAACUAUAAUAUGAACUUUCAAUGAUAAAUACAGGAUGUAACUGGCUGUGUAACCUGCGCGGUAGUGGUACAGUAGACCGAACCACGUAGCUCUCCAAAAAAUUACAUAAAUCUGUUAAAUUGGCCUACUUCUUUCUCAUCAACCACCGUAAAAAUUAAGCUUUAAAACUCUAAUAAAACAGAUGUUUACAUACAUACGUGUACAAUUACAUAGGAUAUAACGCACGUUAGGAAAAAUUAAGACUUUAUAAAUUGAUCUACUUAGGUAUUAGAAUUAAGUACAUACCUACCUAUAAUAUAAAUGGUUAAAAUAAAUUUUAUACCGAAACAGCUUAAA